Molecule: messenger RNA, 4010 nt
Organism: Mugil cephalus (flathead mullet)
Lineage: Eukaryota; Metazoa; Chordata; Actinopteri; Mugiliformes; Mugilidae
Gene: prickle1b
Product: prickle homolog 1b
Exons: 8
Coding region: 343-3147 (934 amino acids)
Molecular function (GO): zinc ion binding
Source: RefSeq, a predicted model, not a curated record
GAGGGGCCGACAAGGCCUGGCUGCCCCAAGAGCACACACUCACAGUGGGAUCACUCCAGAUAGAGACGUCACCUCGCUGCCCUCCUUCUUCGCGCUCUUUGGACCUUAAAAUUUUUGGAUUGCUCAACGAGUUGCUCUCUCGGAGACACCCCUCGAAGCUGACUUUCUGAGAUAUUGGAAGGGAGGUCUGGGGUCGGGAGGGGGCACUUUCUCCUGUCUGUCAGAGGAUCUGGAUGUGAUUAGAUCCGCGGAUCCACCGAGCUUGAUGCUGGAGAUAUGGGGAGCCGUUUAGCUGGGAGAUUGUGGAAGUGAAUUGGAGUUUUGUGCAAAGCGUAAAGAGAAAUGCUUUUCCUAGAGCGCCCUUGUGCGAUGAACCUGGAGCGCAGCGACAGAGUCGAGCGCCCUUCACCCAGAGGCUCAGACAUGGAGGCUCGCACUGGGGGAAAGAUGGGGAAGAUGUCUGUGGGCUUCCAGAGGAGCUCCACCUCAGACGACGACUCCGGAUGCGCCUUGGAGGAGUACUCCUGGGUACCCCCAGGACUCAGGCCUGAACAGGUCCAGAUGUAUUUCUCCUGUCUGCCAGAGGACAAGGUGCCGUACGUCAACAGCCCGGGAGAGAAGCACAGGAUCCGACAGCUCCUCUACCAGCUGCCGCCGCAUGACAACGAGGUGCGUUAUUGCCACUCUCUAACGGAGGAGGAGAAGAGGGAGCUCCACAUGUUCAGCACCCAGAGGAAGAGGGAGGCGCUGGGGAGGGGGACGCCCAAGAUUCUCCCCCGGGCUCUGCAGCACACCCGCUGUGAAAAUUGUUGCGGCGAAAUCAACGGAGGGGAGAUGGCAAUUUUUGCCUCAAGAGCAGGACCAAGCCCCUGCUGGCACCCAGCAUGCUUUGUGUGUGCCACGUGUCAAGAGCUGUUGGUGGAUCUGAUCUAUUUCUACCAAAAUGGCAAGAUCCUCUGCGGCAGACAUCACGCUGAGCUUGUCAAACCUCGUUGCUCUUCCUGUGACGAGAUCAUCUUUGCAGAUGAGUGCACUGAAGCGGAGGGUCGCCACUGGCACAUGAAGCACUUUGCCUGUUUUGAGUGUGAGACAAUGCUCGGGGGGCAGCGGUACAUCAUGAAAGAUGGACGGCCCUUCUGCUGUGGGUGCUUUGAGUCACUCUAUGCAGAGUACUGUGAGGCCUGUGGUGAAAACAUUGGCGUCGACCAUGCCCAGAUGACCUAUGAAGGUGUACACUGGCAUGCCACUGACCAGUGCUUCUGCUGUGCCCAGUGUAAGACAUCGUUGCUGGGCUGUCCCUUCCUGCCCAAGCAAGGACGCAUCUACUGCUCCAAGGCCUGCAGCCAGGGGGAAGACAUUCAUGCCUCAGACUCAUCUGAUUCCGCAUUCCAGUCCGCCCGCUCGCGUGAAUCUCGGCGCAGUGUUCGAAUGGGCAAGAGCAGCAAGCCUGGGGAACAGUGGAGGCAGUCGCAGCUGUUUAAUCCUCCUGCCACCGUUUCCUCCCCUGAGCGCAAGUUUGGGGAUGGUGGUGAAGGUGACGCAGAUGCGGAGGGUGACAUUGAUAUUGUAGGGCGUAAGCUGGCCCGUCUUGGUCUGGAGGAGGAGAGGUUCUGGAGGGAGCGGGAGGAGCAGGAUGCUGGAGGAGAGGAGGAUCCAGAAGAAUGGGCUCAGCAUGAAGACUAUAUGACUCAGCUUCUUCUCAAAUUUGGUGACCGCGGCAUGCUACAUCAACUCCAGCAGCCAUGCCUAAAAUCUCCCAGCCCUACCAGUGACAGAAACAGGCAAAUAAGCAUCUCUGAUCCCUGGCUAAAGCCAGAUACUACAUCCAUGGGGAUUACUGCCUCCUCUCCGACGCCUACCAGUCCUACCCAGAGUCAAACUUCCAAUCAUAGCCCAGGACUGAUGAGCAAGAAGCACCUGCCUGAAAUGUACUGGGCUCAAUCACAAGAUGGGCUGGGAGACUCAGCCUAUGGAAGUCAUCCAGGUCCUGCCAGUGCCAGAAAGAUCCAAGAGCUGGAGUUGGACCAAGAUCCGGACCGGUCUGGGGCAGGAAGGCAGGCCUUCUGGCCAGACAACAAUCAGUGGUAUGAAGACUCCCUAGAAUGUAUUGCUGAUGAGCUGAGGAAGGUUGAGAAGGGAGUUGGAGAUUCCAUGGACUCCUUGGCACUCUCAAACAUCACAGGCGCAUCAGUGGAUGGAGAUGGGAGGGAUAGGCCUUUAGUCUACACCCUUCAUUCCAUGCAGGGUCCUUCAGUGGCAGAUGACUGCGAAAAGAUGAGCAACAUGGGAACGUUCAAUUCGUCUCAUAUUCACCAUAGUGCCAACUCCCUCAACCUCAACAUGGACAAGGGAGAUGAGGAAGCAGAGGAGGAGGUGGCAUUGGCAAUGAGGGGAGGCCCCUCGGGAGGACUUCUCUCACUGUCCCCACAUUCAGACGGCCUCUCUCCCUCCUUUGUACAAGCUCCAGCUCUAAGGAGGAGCAAAUCCCAAUCCAGGCCUCCUCAGAUGGUCAAAUUCUCAGAAGACACUGUAGACAAUGGAUAUAAUGAUGGAUUUGAAGUUAAUAUUAGAAAGCAUCCCAUGAGCGAGAAGCCACAAAGGAGAACAUACUGCCCAGACGAGAUGGGAAGAGAAAGAUCCCGUCCAACCAGCCACCAUGGGCGCAGCAGGCAACACCAUCAUCGGCAAGGCCGGCACCAUAGAAGCCGCAAAACCCGCUCGGACAAUGCCCUUCACAUGGUGCCUUUGGAAAAAGCACAGAGGCCGUACCAGCCCCAGCAGCAGGGUUUGGUAAACCCUGCCUAUGGUGCUAUGCUCCUACAGCAUCCCCCACACAGGCUGCCGCUGGCCUACUCCCAAACCCGAUCUGACUAUAUGCUUCAGAGCUCAACACAAAGAGACCCACGGGUUGAGCAUUUUAUGGGUCUCGGAGAGGAGGAUGACUGGUGCUCGACUUGCUCUUCCUCAUCAUCGGACUCUGAGGAGGAGGGAUAUUUUCUUGGCCAGCCAAUUCCUCAGCCUCGACCUGCUGGCCGCUAUUAUGCAGAGGACUACCCAACGAGGGUCACAGCCCUCUCAUCCCAGAGCCACGGAUCACAGACUGGUCGCCGGAAAAGCCAUCGCUCCAAGAACUGUAUAAUUUCUUAACAGGGCAGAAUGUACUUGCAUUAUGUUCUGCACUAGACAAACCAAUAAAGCCAAGAUUAUCUAAACAUACUGUAUAAAGGUUAACACAGAUCUAAUGUGGCCAUAAAUCAACAUGCAUAUCAUAUUUCAGUCUUAACAUCUACUGAAAGAAGAAAUGCUCAACCCGUUGAGAAAAUUUUGGAGCUGUGCAACAUAUAGUCUAGAGAAUCACUUUUUGCGUGUGUACCAAGUGCAUGAAAAUUUGGCCUAGAGUCUAGGUCAUAAAGAAUUUUAGCACUAGCAAGAUGCAUGGACAGGUAAAGUUCAAAGCCUUUAAAUAGUUCAGCCAGAAAUUAUGUACAGUUGGCAGUGAAGAUGCUGAACUUUCAUUUCUUUAGUUUUACAGCAGUGUCUUUGUGUGCUUUAAAACAUUAUUGUACACAGAGGCUGAGAAUUAUAGUAGAAAAUAGAAGCUAACCAAAUAAUUAUUUAAUGCGUAAUAGUAAAAAAUUAAAAUGUAUAUACUAAGUUAAGAUUUUAAUACUGGUAUUUUUAUAUACGCGGUUUUGAGAAUUGUUUUGUUUGAAGUGUAUGAUUAAAAAUAGGAGUUGUAAUAAAAAAAAAAAACAUCCCUCGUUAGGAUUUUAUGACAAAGAAGGUGCUGUUUGAUUGACAGCAAAGUGCCAUAUUACUCAAAAAUGUUUGCCACAACAUGCAUUCCACAGUGCUCACUCUCGGUGUACAAAUUAUUAAAUGACUGGCAGCCACGCCUUCAUUCUCCAUAUUCAGUUCAGCUGUUCGCUACCAUUGCUUUGACAUAACCAGCAAAAUGCUUUGUGGUGUAAAGAUGCGUGUAAUAAAUAUUUCUCUCCAAAGCUUCAAAA